This is a messenger RNA of Drosophila montana, 1655 nucleotides long. RefSeq names its product transcription factor Ouib. Gene Ontology annotation, molecular function: nucleic acid binding; zinc ion binding. Bases 84 to 1385 code for a protein of 433 amino acids. The transcript has 4 exons. Gene Ontology annotation, cellular component: nucleus. The record is from RefSeq and is a predicted model, not a curated record. Lineage: Eukaryota; Metazoa; Arthropoda; Insecta; Diptera; Drosophilidae.
GGAAAAAAAAACUGUAUAUUGAAGCAUUUGUUUGUUUACUAAAAAAUUAAAAUAUUAAUAUGUUAAGUUUCAUAAAAUAAAAAAUGACGCUCAAAUGCCGUACCUGCGGAACUGUAAUUUACAACAUGAACGCCAAGAAUCUCUUUGAGUGUGAGAACUCUGAAAUCCUAACGAACAUUGAAAUAGUAGCUGGAACUGCGCUGGAAAGCAGUCCAGAGCUGCCAUCCCACAUAUGCGCUUGCUGUCUUCUUGACUUGAAACAAGCCGUAUAUCAUAUAAAAGUAUUCCGAGAGCGCUGCAUCAAGACUCAAGAGCAACUGUUGAGCACCCAGGUCCAGGUUGAACCCUCUUCGGAAGGAGACUCGGAAUUAGUUUAUGAACUCAACAGCUAUGAUAAUAUUAAACUGGAAAAUAAUACUAAUAUCGAGGAAGUAUCAAUUAAAAGCAAUAGAACAAAGGAUGACUUCGAUGAUGAGGAAGAAGAGUUAGCGGAGUUUCAUGAAAAUGAAGAGGACAGUUCAAAUGAUAUGGAAGCUAAUUUUGUUGACGGCUUCACCGAAGAUAUCGACUAUUUGAUUACAGGCGUUCCAAACGAAAUGCGCAGUAUAUGCGCAUUUAGUAGCGAUAGCCAAGGGACAAACGAAGAGUUUCGGGAAAGCGCAGACAAUGAUUUAAGUCAAUAUGAUAGCUACAUCGACAUAAGUACAUCUCCUAGUUUCAAGAGCUGCAAAACUAGAAGCUUUACCAAUGCCCUGAUCAAACCCCAAGAAACCAGUGAAAGCGCAAAUAAGAAAGCAUACAAAGAAAAGUCGAAUGGUAGCAGCUUAGAUACUAAAUCACACAAAGUCAAAAAAACCUACAUCAGCUGGAAGAACCUGACGGAGGAGCAAAUUGUCGAACGACGGAGGCAACAGCGGCGUCGGGACUGCAUAUGUGAUCAGUGCGGCAGGCAUUUCACUGACCAAAGCAACUUUAAAUUGCAUAUGUUGCGACAUACCGGCGUCAAGAACUUCAAGUGCAAAGAGUGCAAUAGACUUUUCUACACCGAACACCUGCUGCAGCUGCAUGAGCGGACCGUGCAUCGCGGUGAGCGGCCAUAUGCCUGCAAGUACUGCGAUAAGACUUUCAACAGCAGCACAACGCGUGUAAUCCAUGAACGCUCCCAUACUAAUGUGCGUCCGUACUCAUGUGAAUAUUGCGAUAAAUCAUUUAUUUCCACAUCUGCUCUCAAGCGACAUGAUUUGACUCACAAUGGCGUGCGAUCAUUUUACUGUAAAAUAUGCGACAAAACAUUUCAAAGAAAUACUCAUUUAAAGGCUCAUUUACGUUCCAAACUGCAUGCCUUAAGAGAAACGAAUAUUAAUUUAUUGCGAGAGUUUGACUGAAAAAAAGUUUGCUCUUGUAUAUGUUAUUAAUGUCUUAGAUGUAAAUAGCUAAUGAUUUUCCUUAAAUUAAGGUUGACAUCUAACAAUUUUUUAUUUUCCGUUUAUGUUUCUUGCGGUAUUUUUUCAGCGGUGACAACCAGUUGUGUCGCCUAAAAAACAAAUAAACUUGAUAAACGUGACUUAAUUUAAAUUUGUUUAUAUUCUCGCACAAAUCUUUUAAAUUAAUCAUAUUCAGAAACAAGUCUUACUUUUUGCUAGAAUUAAUUACCG